Messenger RNA from Alosa alosa (allis shad), 3428 nucleotides. RefSeq names its product adducin 2 (beta) (gene add2). Gene Ontology annotation, biological process: barbed-end actin filament capping. The transcript is spliced from 15 exons. Lineage: Eukaryota; Metazoa; Chordata; Actinopteri; Clupeiformes; Clupeidae. The record is from RefSeq and is a predicted model, not a curated record. Gene Ontology annotation, molecular function: actin filament binding. Gene Ontology annotation, cellular component: postsynaptic density; plasma membrane; cytoskeleton. Bases 510 to 2552 code for a protein of 680 amino acids.
CCUACGUGAAAUAUUUAUCUUGUCAAGAAAACUGCAUGUCAUUGCAUAUCCAUUUUAUGUGCUCUGGGACAACAAGCGUGUGAGGGGAAAUGCAGAAAUUUCGUAAUGAUGUUACUGUAGCCAUUUCUUGAUAGUGAUAGCUGAAGGACGGAGAUGCGGUGGAUGUUUGGUUCAGGGAUACACGCAGGUCAAAGCGUUGGCAGGCGUGGCGGUGGGCUGGACUAGGCUGCAAUGAACGACGACAAACGGGGGAUGUGCAGCGAGCGGGAGACAUUAAAAUAUCAGGAAUCAAGAGGGAUAUAGCAACUUAUUAUUUUGAAAUACAAUAUUAUUUCCGAACUUUUUAUUUUAUCAAUGCACUGUUCUAUAUAAUUUAGAACUGCCUAUUAUUUUCUUAAACAUAGGCGUAGUCUAAAAGCAGCUAUAUGCUCAGAGGACAAGGCGUUGGAGAAUGCUGUAAGCUCUCUCCUAUCUCCUUGUCGUAGUAACCUCCUCUGAGCCGAGACACUAUGAGCACCUCUUCCAGUCCAAAGGGGACCCCGGUCCAGCAAAGCCCUACCGAUGGGGAGGGCGCGGACACGGACACCCUGCAGUCACCCCUGCAGUCCACCCCGUCCACCAGUCAGAAGAAGCGUAUCUCCAGUCUUCUGCAGAGCCCAUCCUUUAGAGAAGAGCUGGAUGUGCUGAUCCAGGAACAGAUGAAGAAAGGCGGCAGUGCCUCGAACUUGUGGGCUCUGCGGCAGAUUGCAGACUUCAUGUCCACUCAUGGCUCUCCUGCUGCCCUACCUGUUUCUUCCUCAAAUACGUCCAUGGUCACCCCCAUUAAUGACAUGCAAGGAUGGGAACCGGGCACCUUGGCAAAAGGGGAGCGUCUGAUGCGUUGUAAGCUGGCCAGUGUGCAUCGCCUGCUGGACCUGUAUGGCUGGGCCCAGCUCAACCGUGCAUGCCUCACGAUACGUGUGAGCAAAGAACAGGAGCAUUUCCUGGUGCUGCCGGACGGUCUGGCUUAUGGGGAGGCCACAGCAUCCAACCUGGUGAAGGUGAAUAUUCUGGGGGAGGUGGUGGAGAGAGGCAGCACUACUCUGGGUGUGGACCUGGCAGGAUUCAGUCUGCACUCAGCCAUCUACUCGGCCCGUCCUGAUGUCCGGUGCCUGUUGCACCUCCACACACCGGCCACUGCUGCGGUUUCUGCCAUGAAGUGUGGCCUGCUGCCCCUAUCCCAUGAGGCAUUGCUGGUGGGAGACGUGGCCUAUUUGGACUACAAUGGGUUGAUGGAGGAAGAGCAGGACCGGGUGGAGCUGCAGAAGAGUCUGGGGCCCACUUGCAAGGUGCUGGUGUUGCGGAACCAUGGGAUUGUGGCUCUGGGAGAGUCGGUGGAAGAGGCCUUUUAUACUAUCUACCACAUCCAGGCUGCCUGUCAGAUUCAGGUGUCAGCAUUGUGCUGUGCAGGAGGGGAACAGAACCUCAUCAUGCUGGACCGGGCCACCCACAAGCCCAACCCCACAGGCACCGUGGGCUGGGCCGGCUCCACGUUUGGCCCACUGCACAAGAGUCGUCUGGGGGAGCACGAGUUUGAGGCUCUGAUGAGAACCAUGGACAACCUGGGCUACCGCACUGGCUAUGCCUACCGGUUCCCUGUGCUGCUGGAGCGCUCACGGACCAAGCGGGAGGUGGAGAUCCCGGCCACUGUCACAGCCUUCAACUUCAAAGAAGAGGGAGGGAGCCCCCACCCACGCCUCCACCCCCACGCACAGAAGCAGCAGCAGGAGAGGACGCGGUGGCUCAACACCCCUAACACGUACCAGAAGGUUAACCAGGACCAGGCCAGCCCUGGGCAUCAGCGCACAACGGUGAGCUGGUUGAAGUCUGAGGAGAUCACCCAAACCAGUGGGACAGCCAUAAAGAUUGAGAACCCCAAUCAGUUUGUGCCACUCUUCACCAAUCCAAAGGAAGUACUGGAAACAAGGAACAAGAUUCGGCAGCAGAAUCGCCAGGACAUGAAGACAGCUGGACCCCAAUCCCAAGUACUCGCAAGUGUCAUCACGGACAACAGUCCACCAUCCCCAGAGCCACUACCGGAGCCCAGCACCCCUGAGCCUGAGCCCCCCAACCCUUUCAACGAGCUCACGGACGAGGUGCUGGAGGAUUAUCGAGCGGAGGUCCAGAAGAAACAGCAGAGUGGAGGAGAAGACGGGGAGGAGGCCAAAGAAGCUGGGACUCCCCCAGCUUCCUCCCCCACAAAGGUCCCUUCCCCCAGCAAACCCCCUCCUGAAGAUGGCUCGAAACCCUCCGAAGCCAAUGAGGUGGUGAAAAACGGCAGUGCGGAGGACGAGAAGCAGCAGCAGGAGGAGCUGGAGAAAGGGAUGAAGGCUCUGACCACCAACGACACCGCUCCCCCCACCACACCCCCAAACAAGCCAGCCGGCAUCACCCCCGAGGGCUCGCCCUCCAAGUCCCCCUCGAAGAAGAAGAAGAAGUUCAAAGCUCCGUCCUUCUUGAAGAAGAGCAAGAAGCAAAAGGACAAGGAGAAGGUGGAGAAGGUGGAGACCUGAAGGGAACUCACAGACAAUGACACACACACACACACACACACACACACACACACACACACACACACACACACACACACACACACACACUCACAUAUUCACAUGCGUCAUCUUCACAUUGAGAAUGUUGUAAACUCACUCAGUCGCACAUCUUGGUAUUCACCUCUUUCUUCAUAUUACUUCUUUCUCACACAUACAGCUAUUCAUACAGCAAUUACUCCCCCCUAAAGGAAUGUUUGAAUUUUGAGUUGACUUCACAACAAGCACGAAAAAUAAUGCAAACCGAUGCACCAGGCAAGAACCAUGUACACGGAAAACAGUAAUGUUCCAAAUUCACAUUAACCUCUCAUGGCUCAGCAUAACCAUGCACCUAACACUUAUAUUUUGAAAGAAAACAAAAGAAUGUUAGAAAAAACACUCAUUGUAUGUCCAUACUACUCAAUCACUUGAUGGUCACAGACUUAAGAUGUGUGCUAUACACAGGUCAGUGCAGGUAUUAUGCAGAUGUAAUCCUUUGCCCUUAAAUGAUAAUUGAAUUUCAUGUCUGAACUGCAGGGAAAGUACAAAUGAAAUGAAAUCAUAAUCUUGGGUUUUGUUUUUGGUCAAAGGAACAGAAACAUGCAGUUUGAAAAUGUCCUGAAUGACUGAAAGCCCAACUCUGAAAGGCACUAUACAUUCCACUCUCUUUUCUUUUUUUCGUAAAGAUGUAUGCAAAGUGCUCCUCACAGCUGUAAUUAUUUUUAUUGUCUGUUACUAUUAUUUAAAUGCUUUUGUGUCUAUAUUUGCUGGGAUAAAAUGUUCAUGUCAUAUUAGAAUGUAAAGUGGUUACUGCUAGGUUCAAAUGUACCAACCAUUAAAGAUGAAAGCAAUCCAAACCGA